Suncus etruscus (white-toothed pygmy shrew) is the source of this 1467-nucleotide messenger RNA. RefSeq names its product protein tyrosine phosphatase 4A2 (gene PTP4A2). Lineage: Eukaryota; Metazoa; Chordata; Mammalia; Eulipotyphla; Soricidae. Gene Ontology annotation, cellular component: nucleus. Gene Ontology annotation, biological process: positive regulation of cell migration; protein dephosphorylation. The record is from RefSeq and is a predicted model, not a curated record. Bases 740 to 1243 code for a protein of 167 amino acids. The transcript has 6 exons. Gene Ontology annotation, molecular function: protein tyrosine phosphatase activity.
CCGAGGCUGGGGGUGAGUCGGCGCCGCCGCUUCCACCGCCGCCGCUGCCGCCGCCGCCGCCGCCCAGGUGACCGAGGAGAGAGGCGCCUCCUCGCUCCCGCCGCGCCGGACGUCAAUGCCCAGCUCCCAGCUCGCCAGCGUUUUUCGUUGGAAUAUACGUUGCACAUUUAUGGCGAUUCUGAGCGUGAGGGCAGACUUCUGCCAGGCUCAGCACAGCGUUUUCGCUGACAAGUGAGCUUGGGGGUCCUAUGUGCCAUAGUUAAACAUUGCCUUGAAGACUCUGGACACGGAGACUGGCCUCAGAAUCAGUUGGCUUUUUUUUUUUUUUUAAUUGCAAGCAUAUUUCUUUUAAUGACUCCAGUAAAAUUAAGCAUCAAGUAAAUAAAAGUGGAAAGCGACCUACACUUUUAACUUGCCUCACUAGUGCCUAAAUGUAGUAAAGGCUGCGUAAGUUUUGUAUGUAGUAGGAAUUUUUUUGGAGUCCGAAGGUAUUCAUCUGCAGACAUUGAGGCCCAAGUUGAAUUUGGAUUCAAGUGGAUUCUGAAUACAUUUGCUUAUAUUGAAGAGUGAAACUUCUUAUGGAAUAAGCAAGUUGAAUAGAGAAAACACUGAUUGAUAAUAGGCAUUUUAGUGGUCUUUUUAAUGUUUUCUGCUGUGAAACAUUUCAAGAUUUAUUAAUUUUUAUUUUUCAUUUUCCCCAUCACACUCACACACGCACGCUCACACUUUAUUUGCCAUAAUGAACCGUCCAGCCCCUGUGGAGAUCUCUUAUGAGAACAUGCGUUUUCUGAUAACUCACAACCCUACCAAUGCUACCCUCAACAAGUUCACAGAGGAACUUAAGAAGUAUGGUGUGACAACUUUGGUUCGAGUUUGUGAUGCUACAUAUGAUAAAGCGCCAGUGGAAAAAGAAGGAAUCCAUGUUCUAGAUUGGCCUUUUGAUGAUGGAGCACCACCCCCUAAUCAGAUAGUUGAUGAUUGGCUAAACUUACUAAAAACCAAAUUUCGCGAAGAGCCUGGUUGCUGUGUUGCAGUGCAUUGUGUUGCAGGAUUGGGAAGGGCACCUGUGCUGGUUGCACUUGCUUUAAUUGAAUGUGGAAUGAAGUAUGAAGAUGCAGUUCAGUUUAUAAGACAAAAAAGAAGGGGAGCAUUCAAUUCCAAACAGCUGCUUUACCUGGAGAAAUACCGGCCUAAGAUGCGAUUGCGCUUCAGAGAUACCAAUGGGCAUUGCUGUGUUCAGUAGAAAGAAUCUAAACGAAGGCUGAUUUGAUUGUGGCAUUUAGAGGGAACUCUCGGUACCUGGAAAUGUGAAUCUGGAAUCUUAACUGUGUCAUCUAAAUAGUGAUGGAUUCAGUACUCCUCAACCACUUCUCUGAUGAUUGGAUAAAAAGCAAACCAAACAAAGAAAUUCCCUCAAUAACAUGAAUAAAAUGUUUAAGAAAAGAAAAAGAGAAAGAAAAAAAAAGG